UUCUCGAAGUCUUGUCUCGGCGGGUCGGACCUUUGUGCGAAACUGCGUUCCGAGUUGGGAUUUUUUUUCUGCCUUAGUGGAAAAAUGAUAAUUCUGGACUAACCCUGGAUUACGGUGGAGUUAUUGUAGCGGAAAAGUGACGGAAAGGGUUCCCGGGAGAUUCCCGGGGUGAUUUCGAUCCGUAAUACGAGCUGGAAUAGUGAAUUCCGAGGUAUAGUGCACCUUAGAGGGUAGACCCCCCAGGAGAAGUUGCAGUAGAGUAGCUGAAGAGUGUGUGUUGGAAAUCUAUUUCGAGUGCUAGUGGAGUGAAGAAAAUAAAAAGUCAAAAUAGAGCUAAAAUUGGGAAAAAUAAGCUCCAAAGAGCAGGGGACUUGAAGUGGUAAAGUUGCAGCGUAAAUGUCUAGUGUUGCGUAAAUCCGUGCUCGUAUGCAGCUGAGAAGUUCUACAGCCUGGUGAAGGUUCCAUAUUUGGGGAGAGUGGCCAUUGUGGAGUGUGUUGUUUUGGUUGCCCAAGAAGAAAAAAGUCCACGUCGUGGAAAAAAAAAUAGCAAAAGAACCCUCUCGACGUUGUCUGCUGCAGUGCGAAGUAAUAAAAAAGUAAGAACUCCUGCGACGCGGAGAUUGUACCGCAGAAGAAGAAAGGUUCAUGUUUUGAAAGUGAAUUCAUUUUGUGUUUUGCCUGUCGAUUCGAGAAGCAGUCACGAGUGUCUGCGAGUCUACGUGGAAAGGUCAACGCAGAGCAGAACAUAAAAAGUGCAUCCAAGCUGGGAUAGAAGAAGGAAGACUGUCGUCGUCGGAAUCCCGGGAAGGGAAAACACAUCGAGCAACAGAGAAACUUUGGAGUACGUAGGAGAGAAACCUGAGUAGCGCGGUGGUUCCUGUCAGGACUGCAAGGAUUCACUUCUAGUCACCAGACAUCUAACCGGAACAUUCGAGCAAGAGAACGUCAGGAAACAUGGAAUUUGUGGCAGCCAGAAGGAUAUUCUGGUUGGCACAUUAGCGCAGGAGGGAGAUUUUUUAAGAAACGCUGUACCGGAAAAGAUGCAUCAACGCUUCCAUGCGAUCAAAACUAGAUGGAGCACCACUUUCCUGCGGCCACCAACGCGUGAAAGCCCCAAGUCUUCGUCAGCAAACUGCGAACGAGAACGGCCACUAGAAUGACCCGCAGCCGCAGUCAACGUGUCGUCCUGAUACUGGCCCAGCUGCUGUUCGCGUGUGUACACGUGUCGGACCAGACGGAAUGUGCACUUACGGCCGGCUACGGCAGCCUGAGUGGCACGCCCCCGUCCGAUGGAUCGGCGGUGGCGGCCGAGUAUCCGAGCUAUGGCGACGAUAGCGAGGAUGUGAAUAGUUUUCUUAAGGUAUUGAGUUGCUUUGAUACGGGACUACGCACGGUGAAUGAGGAGUAUUUGCGGCCGGUCAACUCGUACAAGGGAGUGCUGCUGGAGCGGGUUCCGGUGGAGGCUCCCGAAGUUGACCAUUUGGCGUUUAAAAAUGAAAACUAUUUGGAAGCGAUACGGUGGAAGGAGAGCAACGUCACGGGACGGCAGCUGGAGUUGACAUUCGCGAGGGAGGACAAAAAGUUCACUAAUUUAGUGAUGUUAGAUUUAAGUGCAAAUAACAUUAGAGCUCUAAGGCGAGACUAUUUCAGCAAGCUAGACAGAUUAAAGCUGCUGAAGCUGUCCGAGAAUCAAUUAUCCAAUCUUCCAAGUGAUAUUUUCUACGACUUAACUAACCUAGAAGAACUGCAGCUGCAGUACAAUAAGCUAAACGAGAUUGUCUUGGGGCAGCUCCGGCCGUUGAGUCGUCUGCGCAUCCUGAACCUGUCAAACAACUCUAUACACGAUCUUCCACGGAACAUCUUCAACGGGCUGAGCAACCUGACCGAGCUGUAUCUGUCCAACAAUCGGCUGUACGUGGUGCCAUUUCAAAUCUUCAAAGAGCUGCGCGCGAUUGAAGUGCUGGAUCUCUCGAACAACAUGCUCGUGUCCUUUUUGGACAACUUCUUUCUCACCAACAAGCAGCUGCGCGUACUAAGACUGAACAACAACAUCAUCGAGAAGAUUUCGAAAAAUGCGCUGUACGGUCUGAAGAAGCUCCAGCAGUUGGAUCUAUCCUACAACAAGUUGGUAUUUAUCGAUCGUAACGCGUUCGACACGCUGGACGACCUGCGCCACCUGAACAUCAACAAUAACCAGAUCUACAUCCUCCCGUCGACGGUAUUUUCGUCGUUGAAGAGCCUGCAGACCAUCAACCUGAGCAACAACGUGAUGCGAACUCUGCCCAACUCCAUCUUCUCCAAUCAGUUCAAGCUGGAGCGACUGUACCUGGACGCGACCAACCUGGAAUCGCUCAGCAACUGGGUGUCUCGCAACAACAACACCGUCAACAAGGACAUUCUCAAGAACCUGCACCACCUCUCAAUCCGCAACAACACCCGACUGAAAGAGAUCGAACCGUGCGUGUUCCGCAACGUACCCAGCCUGGACACCCUCCUGCUGUCGAACAAUAGACUGACCAGCCUGCCGAAGGAGAUCGGCGAGCUGACCAAGCUGCGCCACCUGGACGUAGCCAACAACGACAUCAUGUACAUCCCCGAGCAGGUCCGCAACCUGCACCAACUGCAGCAGGCCAACUUCCAGAACAAUGACUACGGCUGCGACUGCCACAUGUACUGGAUCCUCAGCUGGAUCGACGAACUCCAAGCUGAAAACAACACCCAAAAGAUCUACGACCUGCUCCGGCUCCCAGAACUCAAGUGUCGCAACGGCUACCCGGGUGACAUCGUGCGCGUCCUGCAGCACAUCAACUGCUUCAAACCCGAACUGCUGCAAUCAUCCGACAGCAAAAUGCACCUGCUCAAAUCGGACGCCGUGCUGGAGUGCGUGUUCACGGGAAAUCCCCCACCGGACAUCAUCUGGAUCACCCCGAAAAACGAAAUCCUCCGCCACAGCCAGGAGCAGGACCAAAAGUCCCUCCUCUUCGACACCUCCAGCGACGGCACGCCCCACAAGUACCAGCAGGCGGUCGAGUUCCAGAUGUUGACCACGGACAACGUCACCGGCGACGGGCUGCUGCGCGAGAACAUCGGCAUCACGCUGCUCGAGAACGGCUUCCUCAAGAUCCACAACAUCUCGCGCCGCGACAGCGGCCUGUACACGUGCUACGCCAUCAACAUCAUGGGCAACGCCACCGCUGGAAUUAGACUGUACAUCGAUCCGAUCGUGUUCUACCGGGUCAAGAUCGGCAGCAUCAUUACGGGGGCCAUCUCGGCGGUGACCUUCCUGGCGUUGACGCUCAUCUUCCAGGGCAUCCGGCGCAUCUUCAUUCGAUUUCGCAUUAUAGAUUUGAUUUGCCAGAACUGUUGCAGCUACUGCUACCGCAGCGACAAGUCGUCGUCGAAGGCGCGCCAGAUCUACGCCAUGCUGGACAACAUCGAGCACUACAAGAGCCAGCAGCUGGAGCGGUUGAGGGAAAAUUACACGCAACAGGUUCACCGCAUCAAGGAGAACUGCCAGCUGCAGGUUGAGUGGAUCCAGGGCAGCUACUCGACGCAGUCCAAGCACCUGCGGGAGAUUCGGGACAUUGGCACGCACCACUUGACCACGCUGCGCGAUCAGUAUUACGACCAGGUGCGACGCGUCCGGGACUACUCGACGGGCCAGCUGAACUGGGUGCGCGAGAACUACGUGUUCCAGCGCAACAAGAUCCGCAAGUUUAGCGCCCACCAGGCGUUGCGACUGCGCGAGGGCUACAAGUACCAGCAGCAAACGCUCAACAAGGUGCUGGAGAAUCUGCCCAGCUUUUACUUCGAGAACUGCCGCGGCCGCAACGAGGACGACGAGGACUUUGAAGGUUUCGAGGUCUACCUGAAGUCCCGCAUCGAGAAACUCUCCCAGAUGGACGCCGCGGCGGCCUCCGCCGUCAUCGCGGCCGCCGCCAUCAAGUACAAAUCGUCCGACUACAACCUCAAGUAUCUGGAGAGCUACUCGGCCAAGAGCGUCGACGAGAGCAAAGCGUCCGUGUACUUUACGCCCAACGAUGGCCAGCUCAGUCCGGAACCGCCGCUGCAGCUGCAACUGUCGCCGAUCCACAUAAACUACAUCGAGCAGGAGGAGCUUGGGGGGAUCGGCGAUACGCCCAAGUCGUUCAAGUCGAUCGUUCCGCCGCCGACGGACGCGAUGAUUGUGCGGUCAAUUUUGAAGCCGCCGGCGAAGCUGGCGUACGAUCGGAAUGUGGCGCGGGUGCGGAAGGGUGGCUAUCAACCGAAUCGGCUGAGCGGGGGUUACGGGGGCGGAGGGGACGAGCUUGGGGAGUGCAGUACGAUGCAGUUCCGGUGUUACAACGACGACGAGAGGGGGAUGCGGGAUUCGGGCGAAGAUGAGGGAAAUUAUAGUCUGAAGCAUAACAGGAAGCAUAAGCGGAAGAGAAAAGUGACGGGAAUGGGUGGUGGUGGUGGUGGGGGGAAGGCACUUGGGGGAGUGGCCGCGGGUUGCGAGUACGAGACGCUGUUGAUGAAGAAUCUGAGCGGAGAUCCGAAAGAGUCCCACUACAAGAUCAUUCACGUGAACAAGCUGGACGGUGGUGGGUUGGGUUACGCCGGGACAAGCGGACUGGGCGCCGGUUGGAUGGCGGGACGGGCGGCUGCGACCCGUAAGAAGCCCCAGCAUACCGGCGAUUACUACUACUCGCUCGAGGACAUGAUCCAGGAAAGUAACGAAAAGAUCCGCAAGCUGAUAUACGAUUCUAAAAUGGACAUUAUGAACGAGGUGAUAACAGGGAGUAGCAAUAGAGAUAAGGUUAGUGGUAGCAGUAGCAGUAGUACGAAUUAUAGGGAAAACAUUUGCAUGACGGAGCGACCUGGCCCCAGCGGGGUCAUGAUGAUCCCGAACGUGACAAAGGUGAAGCAGCAGCAUCAGCAGUCGGCACCGGUGGCCCCGGUCGUCGUCGCCGAAAGCAGUGCCACCACCAGCAGCAGCAGCAAUAACAACAGCGGGCACGGCAGUCGGGACUCUCCCUCGACCUCCCAGAACCUCAACAAUUACCAUCAGCCUUUGAAGAAGAUCCAGAAGCUUCACUUCGAUUCCAGUACAAAUCGCAUCCAAUCGAGCACCAGCUUGCCGGAGAUCUUCUACGACAACCAGUCGUCGUCCAGCUCGAGCGCGUCCACCCUGAUGCACCACCACCACAACUCGGCGGCGGCCACUUCAACCGCCCAACCAAACGGCACAACCUCCAACAAAUCCUCCAACCAGUCCAUCAACCAACAGCAGCAAACCCUCUCGUCCGCGUCCUCAACGGCUUCGAACGUGGCCCUGCCGCCCACCCCCUACCAGCACCACCUUCAGCAGCAGCAGCAGCCAAAAGUGCACGGUAAACAUGUGAUCCUGGCGGUGGAGCCAUCCUCGCCAAAACCCGACGGCGGCGGUGGCGGCAAAUAACACGUCAAUUGAGUUUAUUUCUUUGUUGAAACAUCAUAAUUUAUGCUUUACACACACUCACUGUUGAACAUUUGAACACGCAAUCCGUGAUUUGUAGGUGUAGUUCGGGAGAUUUUAGCUGAACAUCCGUAGGACAUCGUGUCACACGCGUAGAACGUGCGUGCUACAUUUGCCGGGUGAUUCACCUUUGAUUUGGACGUACAUAUUUGCUAGAGAGAAUCGCGGUGAAAAAGAUGUUAAAAAAACGUAGUCGACGAUGAAGGUUUUAAAAUACUACAAGAAAAAAAACUAAUUGGAGUUCUUAACUAGCUCUUAGAUUUAUAUAUCAAAAAAACAUAAUUCAACAGCAAGUAAAAAAGAAGAAAAAUCACACACGCAGAUAUCAUACACAACACUACUGUUUACGUACGUAAUUAAAACCGCAUGUUAGUAGAAAGGAAUAAGAAUUAUUGCAUGAAACUAAAUGCUACUUGCACUACUACGUUGAAUAAUAUUGUGUAUGAAAUCAAUGGGCAAAACAAACAACUAAAAAAGCAAAACUUCAAUAAAAGAAGUGCAAACCUUUUAAGGUGGUUGAUUAUAUAUAGAGGAAAACAAAAAUCCACAAACACACACACACACAAACAGAAGAAGAAAAAAACUCAUUCACACUCAGCAAACAACACAGAGCGAGAGUCAACUGAUGAUUAUGAACAGUGAUGAUGAUGAAAAGGGUGGGAGGAAUAUUAAUAUACAAAACUAAACAAUACAAUAAUAAUAAAAAAAAACAGAAGAAUUUCAUUGGAUAUGGAAUACCCUAGAUGACAAAAGAGGAAAAAUAUAUCAAAUUUAAUUAUCUCAAUAAA
Culex pipiens pallens (northern house mosquito) is the source of this 6285-nucleotide messenger RNA. RefSeq lists its product as uncharacterized. The record is from RefSeq and is a predicted model, not a curated record. Lineage: Eukaryota; Metazoa; Arthropoda; Insecta; Diptera; Culicidae. Gene Ontology annotation, molecular function: protein binding. The transcript has 6 exons. The coding region runs from base 1157 to 5440 and encodes 1427 amino acids.